Messenger RNA from Zea mays, 1756 nucleotides. RefSeq lists its product as uncharacterized. The transcript has 2 exons. NCBI's taxonomy places the organism in Eukaryota, Viridiplantae, Streptophyta, Magnoliopsida, Poales, Poaceae. The record is from RefSeq and is a predicted model, not a curated record. Bases 94 to 1257 code for a protein of 387 amino acids.
UUUCCUUCAGAUUCUCCUCACCGCACAUCUCCUCUCCUCGCACCACCGGCCACAUGCAUAGGAAUAAUCCAGGCAGAUUCGGCUCGUGAUUGCAUGUAUGCGAUGACGACGCCGUGCCCGGGCGCCGCGGCCGUAAGCACCAGCUGGACGGCGCGCUCCCUGGCGGGGGCGUUUCUCGACCUCACGCUCGCCUGGGCCUGCCUCUACGUCGCUGCGCUCGCCGCCGCUGCCGCGCGCCUCCUCGCGCUCCUCGGCCUCCCGCUCCCGUGCACCUGCGCGCGCCCGCACCUGCCCUGCCUCCUCUCCUUCCUGGCGCGCUACCCGUCCCUCGCCGCCGGAUCCCUCCACGCCGCCCUCCGCGCCCGCUUCCCAUUCGUCGGCCCCACCGAGGACGAGGACCACCGUCAGGAGGGGGCCGAGGAGGAGGGGGAGGAGCAGGCCGUCGAUGCGCGGAAGGAGGAACGGGACCUUCGUCACCGCGAGGAGGCGCGCACCGAGCUACGGCGGGAGCUGGAGAAAGAGCGCAGCGCCGCGGCGUCGGCGACCGAGGAGGCCAUGUCCAUGAUCCUGCGCCUGCAGAAGGAGAAGUCGGCGCUUGAGAUCGAGGUGCGACAGCAGCGCCGCACCGCUGACGAGCGCCGCGCCUUCUACGAGGCAGAGGUCGAUGAGCUCCGCGACAUCGUGCUCGUGAGGGACCGCGAGGCGCGUGUGCUGCGCAAGGAGGUGGACGCGUACCGACGCCUGCUCGGGCUUGGUGCUGCCGAGGAUGAUGAGGAGGAGGACGACGACGAGCAGGAGAUGGUCACGCCACAUAGUUUCCUCGUGUCCGAAGGAGAGCCCAGCUCAUCCAAAUCGAUCGACGCGAAUCGGAUGCAACAUUUCGGGAUCAAUCCUGGGUUCAGCUUCAACAAGCCAUCACCGCGUGGGCAAUCGACGGCGCCGCCUCUUACUACUGCUGGUCAAAUCAGUGUGGGAAGCAAUGAUAGCGUUGCUGUUCAGACGCCGGCCAAAGGUCCCGCGGCUCAAUCAAGGCUGGAGCUAGACAACUCUGAGGACGAGGACGAUGGAGCAGGGACGGUGGAAAUCCUGCCCCUGUCCGCCCGGAGCCAGGAUUUCGAUCAAGGUGGGCAUUUCCAUGCUGAUGCUUCACCAGCGCUGUCCCCGCUGGUCCCUCGACGAACAUUGACACUGUCCCCGCUGAUCCUUCGACGAACAUUGACGCCGUCCCCGUUGAUCCCUCGACGAACAUUGACGUGACUUCAAUAGACGAGGAUCCUUCGACAGGCGUCGUCGUGGCACCGCCACCGAGACCUGCAUCCUUGUUGCUGUCCAAUGCGACGGACUGCCAUGGUUCGACGACAUACUGACGUCUGACCAUGUUGUCCCAUGCGCCUCCAACGACGCUAGUUACUGCAUGAAGUUAACUUCGAUCAUGGUACAUGACACUGAUCUAGCUUUUGGCUCUACCAUAUGCUGUGCACAACUUGAACAGGAUCCAACUAUUAGGGUUAAACAUUAGUUUAUUUCUUUAAACAACGUACACAUUAGGGUUUAAACAUUAGUUUGUGUUUUUGUCAAUAGUGUAUCAGAUAUUAGGCUAUUUUUUCUAUACUGUCGUCGUUAGCCGCAUAAGUAUUAUACCGAUUGUAUUUGUUUUAGGUCUAAUUUGGAGUUCCUAGAACAUGCAUGUCUUACACAUCGAUUGGAUAUUUCAUAGAUAAUUGAGAUACAUGACGACGAAGGAAUGAUUAAAACA